AUGUCCUCAUCCCACGGCGCACUCGUUGUCUUCGGUUCCGGACCAGGCAUUGGACGGAACGUUGCCUCAUACUUUGCCGAGCAAGGCUUCAACGAGGUCUACCUCCUUUCUCGAGACUCCGCCCGGCUGCAAGAGGAUGUAGCGUUCGUAAAGAAGGCAGCACCUAAAACAUCUUGCGAAGCCAUCGAGAUCGAUCUGGCCAACCGUCAUAAAGUCAAGGCUGCUCUUCGGGACCUAGAUUCGAAGCUCAAGGGUCGGCCGCUAGAGUGUGUGCUGUACAAUGCCGCCAGAGUUGGAACCAGUUUGUUGACUGAUUGGAGCGAUGAGGAGUACGAGAAAGAUUUGAUGAUAUCUGUCGUGAGCAUGUUGACGGUAUCUCAAUGGGCGAUGCCAAAGCUUGUCGAAGCCGCGAAGACCGAGAAGUCCACUCCUUCAUUUCUUGUCACCAGCGGCGGACUCCACAAGAAUCCGUUUCCACAAUUCUUCUCCCUCGCAUCGUGCAAAGCCGCGCAGUACAACCUCACCCACAGCCUGCACAAGGAGUAUGGUCCGAAAGGUGUACACUCUGCCGCCAUUGUGAUCGAAGGCAGAGUGUCCGACGAAGCCAAAGUGACAACGGCGAGGAACAUCGCAAAGGAAGCCUGGAAGCUAUAUCAGCAGCCGGCUCCAGGUGAUCUCGAUGUUUCGAUCCAAGAUCCAGACUAUUUGGCCUUUAUCAAGAAGACGCAGGGGUAG
Molecule: messenger RNA, 735 nt
Organism: Zymoseptoria tritici IPO323
Lineage: Eukaryota; Fungi; Ascomycota; Dothideomycetes; Mycosphaerellales; Mycosphaerellaceae
Exons: 3
Coding region: 1-735 (244 amino acids)
Source: RefSeq, a predicted model, not a curated record